Molecule: messenger RNA, 693 nt
Organism: Diachasma alloeum
Lineage: Eukaryota; Metazoa; Arthropoda; Insecta; Hymenoptera; Braconidae
Exons: 3
Coding region: 34-603 (189 amino acids)
Source: RefSeq, a predicted model, not a curated record
UGUGCAAGCGGGUCAAGUACUUUCGUUUCAGUGAUGCGUAGUUCUCAUGUUUUAUAUUUCUUUUUGUGGAUUAUUUUUUAUCCUCUCCUUCUCAAUAUCAAAAUUGAACUUGGAACCGCUACACCAUCAGAAGUGUAUUACUACGGUAUCGAUAUGAAGAGAAAAUAUCUGAGUAUGAAAUUCAAUGAUUACGUUCGAGUGGACGGAGAUCCCACUGGUGUGGAUAUCACCGUAACUUGGUUGAAGGAUAUCACCAGAUCGGCAGACAUGGAGGUCUUUUACAUAGUUCAAACGGUAGAGGGCGAGGAGAUUGCAUCGAAAUUCUUCGAUUUACCAAGCCUGUGCACAGAACGUUACUCAUACAACAGCUGGGAUCGCAAUAUCAUGGAAAUUUAUAUUCGAGAAAUGACGAACCUGGGAUGCCCCAUCAAAUCGGAAACUACGAUCAACCCGCCUGCCACAUUUACUAUCUUCCUGACAUUUAAUCAUAAAAUUCCAUGCACAACCCUGCAAUUUAUUAUGGACCUCUACCCCGUCGACGAACCCGACUCUACGGCAUUUCUCCUCUUGGAGGGUAAUGUACACUCGUACCAUGGUUGUUGAGGAAAAAACCCCUCUCACCCGCUUUCCCUCUCUCUAAAAAAAAUACCAUCCAGAUACUCGUGACAAUUAUAUUCCCAUGUUAAGGUUAUA